Molecule: messenger RNA, 1988 nt
Organism: Temnothorax curvispinosus
Lineage: Eukaryota; Metazoa; Arthropoda; Insecta; Hymenoptera; Formicidae
Gene: Miox
Product: inositol oxygenase
Exons: 6
Coding region: 92-982 (296 amino acids)
Biological process (GO): inositol catabolic process
Cellular component (GO): cytoplasm
Molecular function (GO): iron ion binding; inositol oxygenase activity
Source: RefSeq, a predicted model, not a curated record
GUCUUCGACUUUAUAAGUUAACACGGAGUCCUAUGCAGGGUAAGACAGACGACAGUUGCAUUUUCGCCAGUGAACGGUAAACAGCUACGGAAUGUCCGCCACGACAGUUCAACAAAGCCGUGGCCAUGUUGCGCUGCUGGACCCAUCGGAGCAGCUUCGACCUGAGCCAAUAUACGCCGGGAAGCUGAAAAGUCAAUUCCGCAAUUUCGAUGAAGAUUCCGACGAUCCCAUCAAAGAACGUAUCCGCAAAACCUACUUAAAUAUGCACACCAAUCAAACCGUUGACUUCGUCAAAUCUCGCAUGAAAUAUUGGCUUCGGUUUGAUAAAGCCAAAAUGACGGCGAAAGAAGCCUUGAUCAAACUGAACGAUCUCGUGGACGAGAGUGAUCCGGACACGAACUUGCCUAAUAUUAUUCACGCGUUCCAAACUGCGGAAUCCAUCAGAGAGGAACAUCCGGACCUAGACUGGUUCCAUCUUACCGGCUUAAUUCACGAUCUCGGCAAGGUGAUGGCAUUUUACGGAGAACCCCAGUGGGCGGUGGUGGGUGACACAUUCCCCGUCGGUUGUGCCUGGGGCGAUUCCAUCGUUCACAGAGCGACGAGCUUUGACAAUAAUCCCGAUGGCAAAGACCCUCGUUACAAUACAAAAUACGGCAUGUACAAACCUCAGUGCGGAAUAACCAAUCUGAUGAUGUCAUGGGGCCAUGACGAAUACAUGUACCGUUUACUCAUACACAACAAGAGCAAAUUGCCGAAGGAGGCUCUGGCUAUGAUUCGUUACCAUUCCUUUUACCCCUGGCACGCCAGCGGCGACUACAUGCACUUUUGCACCCAGGAAGAUAUAGACAUGUUGAAAUGGAUCAGAGAAUUUAACAAAUUCGAUCUUUAUACUAAGAGCGGCGCCGUUCCGGACGUCGAGAAACUGUGGCCCUACUACGAGAAAUUGAUCGACAAAUACAUCCCCGGCUUAUUGGAGUGGUGAUCCUCGUUUCUAUUACGCGUAUUCGUAAUUCAUAUGAUAUUUUAAAUGACGAUUGUUAUAUGUAAACAAUAUGCGAGCUAUUUUACCGCUGGACACGUAACAAUUUUAUAAUUUUAAUGGGAUUUUAAUAUACUAAUAUUAUCUCAGUAAAGUAUGUAAUAUAUACUACAUACUGCGUGAGAAAGGAACAACUAAAAAUAUAAUCUAAGCAAUGUUAAAUAUAAGUAAAUAAGUAAAAUGUUACAUAUAAGCGAUUAUAAGCGAUUAUGAACAAAAUAAAAUUCAAUGAUUGUGCCUAUCCGGGACCUGCUGAAUCUUUUGAUCAAUAUAAUUCGCGAGAGACUUUAAAAGAGAAUCUGACAUAUCCUUCACGAGCUAACGCUGGUUGUCCAGCUGGUUGGCCCGUAAUAGCCGACCAACGCAUUGUUCCGCGAUUCCCGCGUGCGGUUCGCGGAGCGGCCGUGCUCACGCGGGUUCCGAAAAUUCGCACGCGCGGCUUUUCAAGCGCAUGAAAUUGAUUAGGCUUACGCGCUGCCCGGCGCGAUGAUAAAGUUCACGAUUGUCCCGAUUAGAUGAGUAAUCCGUCCGUUAAACGGACGCGCGCGAAGGGGAGCUUGACUCACACGGGCCGGCCGAUACUUCGAACGAAGAAUUCGUCCUCCAGGAACUGAUUCGCUCAUUUUCAUCUCGUUCGUAAGGCACGUAAGGUCACGCGCUGAAAAUCAUAAUCCUCCGUAGUAAUGCAAGAUUAUCCCAAGAAUAUACUUAAUUCCACCUAAGCAUAAAAAUUAUUUUGUUAUAAUUCAUGUAUUAGAAAAAAUAAUAAUCAUUAAUGUGUCAAUAAUGAUCAUAGGCAGGCCAUUUGUUACAAAAAAAGCAAGAGCGUUUAGCGAGAGCAGGGUGAUACAUUUUGUUAAGAAAUCAAAAUGUGUUUUAUAAGUUUCAAAAUAAUUUUUAUAAAUGUAUUUUAUCGGUUUAUCUCGUCCGCGAUACACAUAAUAUACAU